UGUUAAACUGAUCUAUCUUUUAACAGUUGGCAUCUUCUGAAACAGAGAUUUCUUUAUAAAGUUGCUGCUAAGAGUUGAGAGAUUGACCAAGUAUGAAGGUCCAAGUUAUAUUUGGAGUAUUAAUGUGCGCAAUUGCAUGUGUGGGACAAGAAUCGGUUCCGGAAGAAAUAAUGGAGGACGAAAGACUGUUUGAAGAACGUGCUAUGAAUCCAGCGGUGGACAAAGUUAAACCAUAUAUCCUGCCUUUCUAUAAAAGAACCUGCUGUCCAAGAAGGAAUGGAAUGUCCAUCAACCUAGCAACUGGAACAUUUUCAGGGAGCGUAGAAGGUGUAUCGUCACCAACAUUUCAAGCUCAAAAAUCAACGAAGGCCAAAUGUAGCUACAUGACGACUCUGCGGGCCAACUUCCAAAACCUCACAGGAUGUCUUUAUGAUUGGCACCAGGGCGGAUGUGUGUCCUUUCCAAUGUGCAAGAGGCGCAUGCUCAGAAUCGAUAUGUUCUUGGGAGAUGAUAGAAAGGGAUACAUGUUCAAUGUAGGGGAUAGCCAAAGUAAUAAUGGAUGGGGUGGAGACUCUGGUCAUACAAAACAUGAUGCGGAAAUCUUCGGCUAUUAUCCUAACAUAUAUGGAUAUAAAUCUGAUUUUUGCAAAUCCGAGAAGUCAACAUGGGCAAACACACUUUUAAAACCCGGUGUCAGAAGAGUGACCAUUUUUGCUGCCAACAACUACGCCAGAAUCACCAAUGACAACGGAUUCGAAGUGAAGGGUUGCCACAAGUGUGCUUUUGCUUUCAAUGGACAAGACCCGGAUGACCGUGCUAACACGUUAUACAUGGCCUUUAACAGGGUGAUCGCGGCAAGCAACAGACGAGGAGUUGGGGUGUGUACCGUUAGAAUCCGUUGGGAGUGUCCAGAUUGUGAGAGAUCUAUUUUCCCAUUUCCUCUAGGUGACAGAGCAGCUGAUGUUGAAUAAUUUUUAUGUGAACAGAUAAUUAUAUUUUCAAAAUGUGAUCCAAAUUUUUUAUAAGUCUUCAUCGACUUUCUUAAAAAGUUUAAAAUAACUCGUAAAAAUUAUGCACAAUUAUUGUCAAUCAAAUUAUCAAAAUGUUGAGUACAUUACUUUUUUGUCAUAACGAACUUUUUCUGUUUACAUGGUUAAAAAGUAUUACUAUUACUUUUAUCAAAAUGUUAUUUCAUA
Messenger RNA from Magallana angulata, 1196 nucleotides. RefSeq lists its product as uncharacterized. The record is from RefSeq and is a predicted model, not a curated record. Lineage: Eukaryota; Metazoa; Mollusca; Bivalvia; Ostreida; Ostreidae. The transcript is spliced from 5 exons. Bases 93 to 971 code for a protein of 292 amino acids.